Molecule: messenger RNA, 1242 nt
Organism: Tripterygium wilfordii
Lineage: Eukaryota; Viridiplantae; Streptophyta; Magnoliopsida; Celastrales; Celastraceae
Exons: 1
Coding region: 1-1242 (413 amino acids)
Source: RefSeq, a predicted model, not a curated record
AUGGAGGAUCUAACGGCCAAAUGGGGCAAAAUCUCUUUAACAGCUACAGAGGGUGAGGCCAUUAGUAUUUCAGAUCUGGAUCCGCAUAGUAACAGGGCGAACUCAGAGUGCAGUAUUGUGGGUAAGAUAUGUAUGGAUCGACAUGUUAGUAAAGAUAUUCUGGCAAGUACGAUGGGGAGCGUGUGGAAGAUAUCAGGAAAUCCCUCUUUCAUGGACCUAGGGCAAAACAUUUUCAUUAUUACCUUCAAUAAUAUCCGUGAUAAACAGCGAAUUCUGGCUGGGCGGCCUUGGUCUUUUGAUCGGAAUUUGUUUGUUCUGAAAGAGAUUGAUACAACUAUACCCAUUGGUGAGACCGCCUUUGAUACGGAGGAGUUUUGGGUGCAAAUCCACAACCUUCCGUUAAUGGCAAUGACAGAAAAAGUGGGACAGCAGAUAGGUUCUUCGUUGGGGGAACUGAUUGAGGUAGACGUGAAUAAGGAUGGGUUGGGAUGGGGUUUGUAUCUUCGGGUUCGGGUUAAGAUCCCAUUGACGACCUCUCUGGUUCGAGGAAAGCUUUUGAAACUUCCCCAGAAGGAGUUCUUUCUUCGGUUCCAGUAUGAAAAUCUGCCUAGAUUUUGUUUCAAGUGUGGGAGGAUAGUUCAUGACCCAGGAAAUUGUCCGUCCAGUUCGGAGGUGCGAAUGCACCGAAAUAGCAACACUGAUGAGUACGGUCCAUGGUUGAGAGCUGUUCCGUUUAAUAAACGGCCUAAAAAGCAGGUAAGGGAUAAGUUGCCCUCUGCAAACUCUAUGGCUGAUCCAGAGGAUGAUAGAUCUGGUAGCCUAGAAGCCUCUGGGCAAGCUAAGGAGGUAGUGGACGAGGAAAGGUCUGGUAGCUUCGAUAAACAGUUUCUUCCAGAGGGGGCAGUCGCUGGUCGAUUAGUAGUUGUACAGGGAAGUGAGUUGCAGGUGGAUGGGUCCCAAGGAGAGACUCUGGUGGAGAGGGAGUUGUCAACGGAGGUUCAUGUUAAAGGGGUGAUGAAGGACUAUGAUAUGGUCUCAAAGAAGUGGAAGCGUAAAUCUAGAGAGACAGGGGUGGCAUCUCCAAAGGUUGUCUUAUCCAAAAGGCCAGCUGAGAUAGAAGAUGUGGCAGAUCUUGCGGAAGCUGUUGUUGUUUCCAAGAGGGGACGGGUUGAAAAGGUCAGUGUUGGUUUGGUUAGUGAUGUUGAGGCAGUGGCUGAUGUUCAGCCCUGCCCGAAAUUAUGA